Molecule: messenger RNA, 819 nt
Organism: Ostertagia ostertagi
Lineage: Eukaryota; Metazoa; Nematoda; Chromadorea; Rhabditida; Trichostrongylidae
Source: the annotation of a GenBank genome assembly
AUGGUGGCUAAAGAUGACGAUAAAAGUACAGCUGUUGCGGUGAUGAAUAUCAAUCAAGAAAAACGAAAAAGAGCUGAAAGCAUUGAUAGGUAUGGAGAUGAGCCACCUUGUCGCUUUACAAUACCGGAUGAUGUAGAGCGAAGCCACUAUGCGAACUUCUCGCCACUGUAUAAAAGCAUGGAGGACUUUCUCCUAAGGCAUAAACAUCGUCGAGGAAACGAGAAAGCAUAUUUGGUUGCAGAGAAAAACGUCCGCCGAAUGUUCCAAAACGCUUUUGCCUCAAAAGCCGCCAAGCUGGAGAAGGAGCGCAAGAAGAAAGGGGAAUCGUUCACCUCACUUCAAGACGAAGCAGAGUCGGCUACUGUUGAUGAUUCAUCAGAGAGGUUUCAAUUUGUGGGAAUUGGUGAUGAUAUAAAGAAAAUAUUGGAGUCACCAAAAAAAUUUUUUGAUGCUCCGAAAAACUGUUCACCAUCGCUAAAGUAUACUGACGGUGGUUGGUGGUACCGUCGUACAAGACCACGCAUCUAUCCGACGGUUGUAGUUGCCGAGUUCAUUGAGAAACGUGAUGUUGAAAAGGACUGCAACGAAGAUGUAAACGUCUAUCGCCUUUCAAAAACGUUAACUAUACGGAAUUCCGGGGUAUUUGUUGAUGAUGGAUUAUACUACAAUGUUCCUGGUGCUCAACAGAAUUGUGGACAUUCCAACUCGAUAGUGCUCCGAAACAAAGAUCAAGAGCCGAAUAUUAUGGCAUUAAUUCAGAACGACGAGGUUGUCAGAAAAUUCUUCGCUCCACUGCUGAAAGACGCUCGAAAGCAUUGA